UCUGACGGCAUAAUAAAAUAGCUACCAGAAUAACCCAUUUACUGGGGCUGUUAACAGGGAGGCCUGUUAAGGCCAGCUACCUGACAGUGCAUGUGCUGGCUUCUUGGGGCCCAACGUGGUGGGGAAUCACACUGAAGGAAAGCCUGUUAAGGCCUACUACCUUAUAGCAAGUCUAGUAGCACAGAUAGUUUUACUAUUCCAACAACGCCUGGGACCAAUCACAUCGCCAACGAGCGGUGUACUCAGUAAAAGCACUUUUUUCCCUUUAAACAAGGGGAGUACAAACAAACGGCAACAUGCCUUGGAGGAGGCCCACCUGGGCCUACUACUCCAGAAGAACACGGGCAUCAGCUUGUGGCAAUGCUGAGCUACAAGGGAGCGUACUAAAUGACCAGCCCACAGUGAAGGUCAAAUACUGCUCGACCUGAGUCACAGUGGUGCAGGGCAGAUAAAAACAGAACUAUAAAUGAAGCACUCGUAUAACACCGUGUUUUACAAGAGAGUACUAUCUGCCUGUCCCUGAGGGAACUACAGGGUGGAGGCCAACCACAACAUACCCACCGAGUACAGGUUUUUCCAUGCCUUCUCAACCUCAGUAUGCAGGUCAGGAAGGAAUGGAAGGCUCACUAGAGUUGGAGGGCUAUAGCCGGAGAGAAACCGAUCGUCAAGCUGACCGUGCACGGUCUCUCUCCUAACGUGCUGCCAUGGCUACUGUAAUCUGCCGGCAACGUGUUCCACAACCUCCAAUAACUAAGCAUACACGGGGCAUGGUGGCUGAGAGGAUUCAGUAAUAUCAAUAAACUCACCUUCUCUACCCUCCUCAGCCAUCUCCUGCUCGGCUGGAAGAGCACUGGCCUUUGGACCUGAGGAUGCAGACGAACUCACAUCCCCUCCAUGCCCCUCUCAAACUGCUCAGCGAGCUCCAUCUGGGAACCCCAUGACCUGAGUCUCCGCUCUGCCUCAGCACGAGCGGGACCAGAGCCACCAGAUCCAGAUGCUGAACUCUCUCCCCUCAAAGAGAGCCAGAUGAUACUCACAAUUUACAGGCAGCCCCCUCGAGAACUUCCCGUGCGUGCUCUUCCCCCAGACAGAGAACGCAUAGAACAUGUGUGUCAUCUGGUGUCAGAUAACGUGGACAUGGAUCAACACAUUUCACAAACCUCUUAGUAAGUCUGGUUCUCUGUGCAUUUCAUUUUCUUUUAUUUGCCACUAUGUGCUUCAAACAAAACAGUCCCUGAAGAUGAAAAGAGGAUGACAUGUUAUCUGGAUGCCCCUUAUAUACUGUGGGUCACAUUGCUGUCGCCGGUCAAUAUGAUAUUGCCAAAAUUGGAUAUGUGUUUUAGACACCGGUUCCCACGGAGGCGGUUCCCCUAGCGCUUGACACAGUGUGAGUUCCCUUUUGAAAGGAACUAUCUUCUUAUUUUAUUAACACACAAUCACAUAAUUGUAUAGUUUGAAACAGUACUAAGUAUGCUGAAUGUGCAUAUUUAGCUCAGCUCCUGUCUUUAAUAAUUCAUUUAUUUAAACCUUUGAUCCUACACUGUGGUUCAAGGGUUAACUCUCUGUUAUUCAACAUCCAGUCCCUCACUUUGCAGACAUUCACUCAGUCUUGGUGACACUUCAGCUCACUGCCUUCAUCUAGGGGAAUCUAAUGGAUCUGAAAGGGUACUUCAACAGGAUUGGGUUUACCGGCCAAUUUGACAAACCCGACCUGGACACUUUACGCACAAUCCACAAGCUGCAUGUUAUGAAAAUUCCAUUUGAGAACCUCAGCAUCCACUGUGGAGAGAAGAACACGACAGACCUGAACAUCAUCUAUGAUAAAUUAGUCAAGAGCAAUCGGGGAGGCUGGUGUUGUGAAAACAACCUCUUGUUCUCAUGGGUCCUAAAGGAGAUGGGUUACAAAUACACCACACUAGGUUCCAAGGUUUUCAACAAGUUCCAAAAUGAUUUCCACCCCGUAGACUCUCAUCUCAUCAAUCUGGUGGAGAUUGAUGGAAAGCCUUACAUUACCGAUGUGAGCUAUGGAGUGUCAUGCCAACUGUGGUAUCCCUUAGAGAUGAUCUCGGGUAAAGAUCAGCCGCAGCCUCCCGGUGUGUUCCGCCUGCUAAACGAUGGGAUGAGGUGGGUUCUGGAGAAGACAUCAAGAAAGCAAGUGGUCAAAGAUAACGCCUAUGCUAAUUCCAGCCUCCUUGACCGUCGCCUGACGAAAACAAUGUAUUGCUUCCCAUUAACACCCCGUGAUAAAGAGCAUUUCGUGGAGACGCUGGAUUGCCUGCAGACCAGUCCAGAUUCUCGGUUUGUGCUGAAGUCCAUUUGCUCCCUUCAGACGCCUACAGGCUUCAGAGCUCUGAUUGGCUGGACUUACAGCGAGAUAACCUACAACCCAGAGGAGGAUUCUGACAUGGUGGACAUGAAGGAGAUUCCUGACUGUGAAAUAGAGGCUGUGUUGAGGGAAAAGUUUAACGUGGUGUUAGUUAAUAAGCUCACACCUAAAAAUAACAAAGCUAAUUACUGCAUGUAA
Megalobrama amblycephala (Wuchang bream) is the source of this 2524-nucleotide messenger RNA. RefSeq names its product Arylamine N-acetyltransferase, pineal gland isozyme NAT-10. Lineage: Eukaryota; Metazoa; Chordata; Actinopteri; Cypriniformes; Xenocyprididae. The transcript has 2 exons. Gene Ontology annotation, molecular function: acetyltransferase activity. The record is from RefSeq and is a predicted model, not a curated record. The coding region runs from base 1652 to 2524 and encodes 290 amino acids.